AUGCUUUUUUCUGAUAGCCGGGCUGCCGCAAUCUACUGGGGUCCCCAGCGCAUCGCCAUCUAUAACGAAAGCGCAGCUCCUCUCCUUGGUAGCCUACACCCGAAACUGAUGGGGAAUGCUUUCAAGGAGACCAUGGAACAUCUCUGGGGAUUCUAUGGCCCUUUAUUUCACACCCUAGAGAACGGCCAGCAAGGUUUUUCCCAGAACGAACUCGAAAUACCGUUCCACCGAGACGGCUUCCUGGAAGAGACAUGGUGGGACGGGGGUCUGGUUUCGCUAAAGAAUGAUGCAGGCAAUCAUGGCGGAGUCUACUUCUCCUGGACUGAGGUAACCAGAGCCGUUCUGCAGAAUCGUAGAAUGGCUUUAUCAAAAAGGCUAGGGCUUUCCCCCUCUGCUACUAUCGAGUCAACAUGGCAGCAUAUCCACGAUGUCCUGGCCCAACACCCUCGUGAUAUUCCAAUGGCCAUUAUGUACGGUACAGACGAGCACGACCUGCAUAACGGGACACUCCGCCUGAGACACACGAUCGGCCUACCUCCAGAUCAUGCUGGCGCACCCAGUACCCUCGAUCCUUGCCCAAUAGUUUCUCUCUUCAGGCGCGCGCAGGAAUCUCCAACAGACUUUCUAAUGAUUGACCUAUCGAAAGAGCAAGUUGAUCCUACCAUCCUUGAAAACAUCGAUUGGCAAGGAUAUGGUGAACCAAGUCGGCAUCUUGUGAUAAUCCCUUUAGAGAUCAGCAAGAUAGUCCGUGGGUACAUCAUGCUGGGCCUCAACCCCCGACAGCCCUUUGAUUUGGACUACGAGCAGUCCAUGACUGAGCUCACACGCCAACUCAGAGAGCUGAUGGCAAGGAUCACGAUUCAGAAGGAUACACAGAAAAGAGAACUCGACUUGAAGGAGGAGCUCAGUCAUACAGAAAGACGCAUUAGCCGGCUGGCUGAGGUUGUGCCAGUAGGCAUCUAUGAGCUUGCCGCGGACGGCACCUUGCUCUGGGCCAAUACACAGUUCUGGGAGAUAUUUGAAUUGCCUUAUGACCAACGCGAUCCCGAAAAGUUUGAUUGGAAAGAAUACAUCCACCCAGAUGAUCAUCCUCGAGCUCUUGGCGAGAUGGGGAAAUGCUUAGUACAAGCAGUGGAAAUAUCGGACACCUUGCGGCUGAAGAAAUACUAUCAGCCGCCGCAGCUGGGCCAUGACUUGCCCUCGAGCGACGAACCUUUCUGGCUUAUGUACGCUGCAUCGCCAAAUCUCAAUCGCGACGGUACCGUGCAUUCGCUCAUGGGUUCCCUCACGGAUAUUUCGCAUCUCAAAUGGUCAGAGCAGUUACAUCUCCGGAAUGCCGAAGCGGCCCGCAAAGAGCGGCAGAGACAGGAAGAAUUCAUCGAUAUCACAUCGCACGAGAUGAGAAAUCCCCUUUCAGCCAUCACCCAAUGCGCAGACAGUGUGAUCAUGUCACUGCAGGACGCACAGAGCAAGAGCGACGUAGAUUCUUUAUUCGAGAUCAUCAAGCUCAAUGCUGAAGCUGCGGAGUCGAUCCUGUUUUGCGCAGCGCACCAACGACGCAUAAUCAACGACAUAUUGCUACUAGGCAAGCUCGAUUCGAAGCUGCUGACGAUAUCGCCCAAAGCCUUCCACCCGCAGGACCUUGUCAAUCAAGCUUUACAAAUGUUUUCGGCAGAAUGCGACGCGAACGAUAUCGAUAUUCGCACAGACACGGACAGCUCGCCAGCUAUGGACAGAUCUUCAACAGUGUGUGCCGAUCCGUCCCGACUGAUGCAGAUAAUGGUCAAUCUUCUUAGCAACGCAAUCAAGUUCUCAAGAUCACGGCCGAUACGACAAAUCACGAUUCGGUGUGGCUCCUCUGCAAGCCCUCCACCUGAACAUACGUUUGGGCCAAACUUUAAAUGGUAUUCCACUGGCACACGGCGACCAGACUUAACGCGCGAGUCAGAUUACGGGGAAGGGGAUAUUCUCUAUCUGCAUUACGCAAUUAUCGAUAGUGGAAAAGGCAUUAAACCAGAGUUCGUUAGUAAUGUCUUCACGAAGUUCAACCAAGCCGAGAGGCGGACCCAUACCGAAUAUGGCGGCUCUGGCCUCGGCUUGUACAUCUCACAAGAACUCACCGAAAUGCAAGGCGGACGCAUUGGCAUCGAAUCAGAAUUCGAAGUCGGUAGUACGUUCGCAUUUUACACUAAGGUACGGUUGUCACUCAGCGAGUCGGCCACACCGAUCGACUCUACGGGCCACAUGUAUUCUGUCGCCAAAACAAAUCACGCUCUCAAGUCCCUCGGAUCAACUGGGAUGGGCAACGGCCUUCAGGCGCCUCCCCAUUCGCCAUCUGUGACUUACAAAAUCCUUCUUGUCGAGGACAACCUCCUCAAUCAGAAGGUUCUCGCAAAGCAACUCCGCAAAGUAGGCUGCGUGGUGCGCACUUGCAACCACGGUGGUGAAGCGGUCGAUUCGAUCCUACGCUUGUACAAUCGGCCACCGGAAUUCGGCACUCCGGCACCGGACGACAAUAUCACACGUUUUGACUGCAUUCUGAUGGACUGGGAAAUGCCCGUGUGCGAUGGCAUCAGAGCGUCGAAGAAGAUACGAGCUAUCGAGGCGGAAGGAGAAAAAAAGAGAAACGUAAUUAUUGGUGUCACAGCGAAUGCCCGUACAGAGCAGAUAGCCAUGGCUGAAAAGGCAGGGAUGGAUUCGGUUAUAACAAAGCCAUUUCGGGUGGCGGAGUUACUGGCGAAGCUUGGGAAGUAUGUUGCGGUGCCUGGUGGUACUAAUGAUGAAUAA
Paraphaeosphaeria sporulosa is the source of this 2787-nucleotide messenger RNA. RefSeq lists its product as uncharacterized. Bases 1 to 2787 code for a protein of 928 amino acids. Gene Ontology annotation, biological process: phosphorylation; phosphorelay signal transduction system. The record is from RefSeq and is a predicted model, not a curated record. Gene Ontology annotation, molecular function: phosphorelay sensor kinase activity. The transcript is spliced from 3 exons. NCBI's taxonomy places the organism in Eukaryota, Fungi, Ascomycota, Dothideomycetes, Pleosporales, Didymosphaeriaceae.